Molecule: messenger RNA, 2222 nt
Organism: Rosa rugosa (rugosa rose)
Lineage: Eukaryota; Viridiplantae; Streptophyta; Magnoliopsida; Rosales; Rosaceae
Product: protein CYCLOPS-like
Exons: 12
Coding region: 583-2148 (521 amino acids)
Biological process (GO): arbuscular mycorrhizal association
Cellular component (GO): nucleus
Molecular function (GO): sequence-specific DNA binding
Source: RefSeq, a predicted model, not a curated record
UAACAAAACCCAGAAAAGAAAAAUUAAGAAACCUGUAAUUGGUCAUAUAUUUCAGGAACUUUGUUUUACUGAACGUUUAAAUCUUGGUUUGUAUUAGUCCUUUUCUUACUCCUCCUGUUAAACAAGUGACUUACGUACUGCCUCAAGAUGGGAAGGAAAGGACAAUCUAUGGCUAUAGGGAAUCUUUUAGGCAACCUAAGUGAUUGAUUCCCAGAGCUUUUAUAAUAUUUUCAGUUUUGUUGACCACAGCCCAGCAUACGCUUGUAGAAAUGUCCCGAAGCCUCUGACAUAUGAUCUUGGCACUUAAGACCUUUUCUUUGUCAUAUACUGGUUGGCUUUGAGGUUUGAAUGCUUCCCAGUUGGUCUUACUGCCGUUUUGAUAGCAUAGCUGGUGUUAAUUGGUGUCCAGACGGAGUUGCUUGCCGACUACUCAACUUGGGUUGAGAGUGAUCCAUCCGGCAAUCAUCAUCUGCCCGAAAGAGUAUGAUUCUUGCUGUUAUGGUGUGAUUGGAGAUAGCUUGCAGGCAGUCAUUGGAGUUUUGAAUUCGUUUAGGGGUGAGACAGUUUUGAAGUGAAAGGAAGAUGGAAGGAAGGGGGCUUUCAGACUUCUAUAGGAAUACUAGUGAAGAGUUGAUCCUGAGAUCUUAUAUGGAGAGCUCAAAUGGAACUCCUCUACCAACCAUGGAGAUGCUUGGCUUCAAGAAUUUGUCACAAAAUUUUCGUGCAGAUAGCGAGGAGCUCUUCAAAAGCUGGCUCACAACUGGAGAGAACAAUACCUACAAUUCCUCAAGCAUUGCACAUCGAACUCGGUCAAGGAGGAUAUCCACCGAAAUAGCUAGUUUGUCUGCUCACCAACAUGUUGGUCUACUUCAAAAGAAAAGAAGCAAUGAAGUUUUAUUUCCUCAAUAUAACCCCAUGCCUGAUGAGAACUCAGCUGACCUCAAUCAACAUUCAAACAGACUUGGUGUUGAAAGAGGAAUGCAAGCUAGUGACUUAUAUUUGGCUAAGGCCUGGUUUCACAGUUCCCAACCCAUGACAAGAAGCCGGUCCUCUGAAUUGCGGAAGAGAUAUGUUGCCUUGCAAAAUUCUCAACCAGCAAUAGGUCUGGAUGGCCUUCAAAAUGCUUCAGGGAAUUAUAACAAUGUAGUAAAAGAAGAAUUUGCAUUUUCAAAUGGCUUUAAUGUUCCCUCAAUAUGUGAGGUUUCUAACCAGUUGGGGACCUUCAUUUCUCCAUCCAAUUCAUCCUCAUCCACUUUCGACGCUCCUCAAAUGGGUGACAUGGAUAAAGUAUCAUCUGUUGUGAGCAUGCUAAAGGGUACAUUAGAGCGCAAAAAGCUUAGCAACCAGAUUGAAAAAGGUGCAGAGGAUGAUAGCUCCACUAGGCUUUUCCCUGGUCAAGAAGUUAUAGUCAACACUGGUUUUGAUCAAGGGCAAGGUAAUCAGCUUCAAGAUAUGGUGAGAACUUUUCAGGAAGUAUCCACUAUAGAAGUUAAGGAUCAUGCGGGUAUGCAAAAAGCUGAAGGAUCCCUGGAUCUUGAGAUGGAAGGUUUUGUAAAUCUCACAAACCCUAACCCAUUGAGCAGGAAUUCUCAAGAACCUUCACAAAGUGAAUCAUCUGCUGCAGCACCAGUAGUUUCAUCUGGGUUUGAUGCAUGUGAUGGUCCCAGCAACUCAAGUCAAACUCUGAGCAUAUGUGAAAGUUCACUGAAACGAGCUGGAAAUAGGAGUUCAGAAAAUGGCUCUAGAUCGAAAGAUAUCAGAGAACGUAUUAUUGGUAAUUUGAAAGAUGAUCAAAAGAGGGGAGAACGUUUAGAGCGAUAUGGAUCUGUGACAUCAGCCACUUCAGGAGAUAAGGAGGAUGCCACAAAAAAGCGGAGGGUGGAGAGAUCACGCAAAAUGGCAGAGGCAAAGGAAAGGAACUCAACUCCAGUAAUUCCAUCAGAUAUACAAUCUGUCUUAAAGCGGUGUGAAAAUCUUGAAAAGGAAGUCCGGUCCCUCAAACUUAACUUGUCCUUCAUGAAUAGGAAGGAUUCCGAGCAGACAAAGCAGAUAGAGGAGCUUCAGCAGCAAAACGAAGAAUUAACAGAUGAAAAAGAGCGCCUUUUAGAAGAGAUUGAAAGGAUCCUUGCAGAAAAUGGCAAGAUUUGAAACAUGGUAACCAUGGUUAACCUUUUGUAAUAAAUACAAUCAUGAAUAUAUCAACUCUACAGUGAUGUAAUGCG